Messenger RNA from Suillus paluster, 1344 nucleotides. Its product is annotated as Alpha/beta hydrolase fold-1. The transcript is spliced from 7 exons. The record is from RefSeq and is a predicted model, not a curated record. NCBI's taxonomy places the organism in Eukaryota, Fungi, Basidiomycota, Agaricomycetes, Boletales, Suillaceae. Bases 271 to 1314 code for a protein of 347 amino acids.
CAACACUGCCGUCACCGUCACCCAACUCAAUAACCCCGCAAUGGCUCGUCUAGCGACAGGGACGCCCAACCGACUGGCUUAUGUGCGAUAGUCCGUGGUAGUCCGUGGUCAUCUGUGGCUUUUUGAACUUUCGUACCCUCUGCAGAUCGAGGCACGAAGCAACCGUGAUCCCGUCCAAUACCAGCAUCGGUAUGCCUUCGCACGUCGGUCCUGUUAAGCGAACGUACAAGUGACGAGGGCUGGUUGUUUCCCUCUUGCCUGCCAUCACCUAUGUCCUCUUUACAACUCAGAUCUGAGCUGUUUGUGCUUGAUACGCCUCCACGCCAUGGUUUGCCUGGACUUAAGAUGUCCGCCAAACGAUACUCUACCCCCUUUUCAGACCCCCAAGGACUGACACUUCUGUUUGCGCAUGGAGUAGGCGCGCACAAGGAGCAGUGGGAACCGAUGCUUCGUCAUCUGUUCUUCCACCAGAAAUUGGAACAGCCGCACAGUCGUAUACGUGAAGCCUGGUGUUUCGACUGGUUGAACCAUGGAGAUGCCGCUGUAAUUAACAAGGCUGCACUCGAGCGCCGCUCGCCGGGGGAUGUCUCCGUAGCAGAAUGGGCAGUCGCGAUUGCGUCCUUUGUGAGGUCACCGUAUGUUAGGGAACACAGACUGGUUGGCUUUGGACACUCGGCGGGUGCCAGUGCGAUAAUGCUCUCAACACGCGCGUUCCCCUUGCGAAAUCAACCCUUCGUUGCUCUCUUUCUUAUUGAACCUUCGAUGCUUACGCGCGAAUUGUGGAUGUCUCACUUACUAGAAAGGGAGUCAAAAAUGACAAGGAGCGUGAGCGCUGCUCUUCGUCGUUGUCAUGUCUUUGACACUCGGGAAGAGGCAGCCAGUUAUUUUCGAGAACGGAAGCCAUGGAAAGGAUUCCAUUCUGAUGUAUUCGAUGUCUUCAUGCAACACGGUUUUGUCAUACAUAACGGCAGCGUAGGGGACACGAAAGUCGCUCUCAAAUGCGACAUACAUCAUGAAGCGCUUGCUUAUCAGGACAUCGAAAACCAUUUUGAAGCUACAGACCAGUAUACCCGCCUUUGCCGCGCGGUUCCUGUACACAUUGUGUUCGGAAGCAUUCACGAUUACGUUCCAUCUUAUUUCCAAGACUGUAUGACGGACGUCUCCCAGGGGAGAUCUCCAGCUUCUGUGAUAACGGUCCCUGGAGCUGGCCAUAAUAUAGCUCAACAAACUCCCGAAGCCGUUGCGAGCGCAAUAUCUGUAGGCCUGAAUUCAAUUACAAGGGAUUCGGCCGCGCAUCUUCUGCAUCGAUUGUGACAUUCGCGCAUACCAAUGAUAUCAUGUUGG